Messenger RNA from Ornithodoros turicata, 2251 nucleotides. It is a transcript of the gene Rs1, whose product is annotated as probable ATP-dependent RNA helicase DDX27. Gene Ontology annotation, molecular function: nucleic acid binding; ATP binding; RNA helicase activity. The transcript is spliced from 18 exons. The record is from RefSeq and is a predicted model, not a curated record. Bases 110 to 2209 code for a protein of 699 amino acids. Lineage: Eukaryota; Metazoa; Arthropoda; Arachnida; Ixodida; Argasidae.
CUGCCUUCGUUGGCUACUUCCUCGCUGCAGGGGCUGCAGCACGUUGCUUGCAGCGUGUGUUUCACUCAUAAACAAGCGUAUUUCUAGACUGAAGUUUUCGAACACAAGCAUGACUGAAGGUGUUGAAACUGAUUCGUCAGAAAGUGAAGAGGAGAUUGACUUUGCAUCAAAUUUCCACUUUGUGGACACGGCUGCAGAAUAUGUCAAGGACACAUGGAGCAACCUGGCGAAGCUGGUGAAAAAGAACAAACGUGCCAACGUCAAUGACAAGAUUGCCAAAUCGAUUAGCAAGCGUAAGGCCGAAGUAGCCGAAGAGGACGCACCCGAAGACACCGGUGAUGAUUUGGAAAUUGACGAGGAUAGUACAGAAAAUAUCAAAGACACAUUAAAAGCAAAGAAGAAAAAAUUGAAGAAAACUAAGGAUGUCAAAAAUGAAGCAGAUGAUGAUGAAGUGGAUGUUACAAGUGCAUUUUUCGGAGACGAGGAAACGUCAUUCCAACUGAUGAACCUGUCACGACCAUUACAAAAGGCAUUGACAGCCAUGAACUUUGUUCAUCCAACACCAAUUCAAUCAGCAGCCAUUCCUGUAGGCCUACUCGGGAGGGAUAUUUAUGGGUGUGCAGCCACUGGCACUGGCAAGACUGCGGCGUUCAUGUUGCCUGUCCUCGAACGGCUUCUCUACAAACCGAAACAGGACCUUGUGACGAGAGUACUGGUUGUGGUUCCUACACGUGAGCUUGCCGUGCAGGUGUACCAAGUCAGCCUCCAGCUUGCCCAGUUCACAAACGUUGAGAUUGCCCUUUCCGCUGGUGGCCUCGAUCUGAAAGCUCAGGAGGCAGCACUGCGCAAAAUUCCAGACGUCAUUAUAGCUACCCCAGGACGUUUAAUCGACCACCUGCAGAACACGCCGGGGUUUGAUGUCCGCAACAUCGAAGUCCUGAUUCUGGAUGAAGCUGACAAGAUGUUGGAGGACACAUUUGCGGAGCAAAUGAAGGAAAUCAUACGGCAGUGUUCUCCCACAAGGCAGACAAUGUUGUUUUCUGCUACCAUGACAGAUCAGGUAAAAGAUCUUGCAGCAGUUUCUCUUCGGAAGCCAGUCAAGCUGUUCUUGAAUAACAACACUGACGUUGCUCUCAACCUGCGGCAAGAGUUCAUCCGUAUUCGUCAACAUAAAGAAGGGGAUCGGGAGGCCAUCUUGGCAGCACUCGUUAGCCGCAACUUCAAGGAGAAUACCAUCGUGUUUGUACAAACAAAAAAGCUGGCUCAUCGGUUACGAAUACUGCUGGGGCUCAUUGGAGUACGCGUGGACGAACUACACGGUAACCUGAACCAAGCGCAACGCCUCGACGCACUUCAUAAAUUUAAGGAGAGGGAGGUGGAUGUUCUCAUAACCACUGACCUUGUGGCUCGUGGGCUUGACAUCAAAGACGUCAAGACGGUAAUAAAUUUUACACUGCCGCACACUCUUCAGCACUAUGUUCAUCGUGUUGGCAGAACAGCCCGGGCUGGCAGAAGUGGAAGGUCUGUGUCUUUGGUUGGUGAACAGGAGCGGAAGUUGUUGAAGGAGAUCGUAAAGCAAGCAAGGACACCCGUAAAGCAAAGAAUAAUUCCUCAAGAGGUUAUUUCGAAACUCAGAGAAAAAAUGUCUCAGCUUGAGGAAGAAGUUGAGAACAUUCUCAAAGAAGAGAAGGUGGAGAAAGAACUCGGAAACAUGGAAAAAGAAGUGCAAAGGGCUGAUGAAGUGCUCAGCAAAAGCAAUCAAGCACCUGGGAAAGAUGGUAAAAGGAACUGGUUCCAAACACCCAAAGAGAAGUUUCAAGAAAAAGCACGACUAAGGUUAGGCGAACACAGUAGCGUUACACGAAGGAAGGCAGGAAAGGUACCGGAACGAGCAAAAAAUGCUGAAGAUAGAGUAUCACGUGAGCUUGAGAAAACUGCACAAUACCAGGCACGUCUUGCAAAGAGGGCAAAGAAGCCGAAGAGAAUUCGUGCCAUAACUGAAGACGAUGACGGCAAGAAACAAUUACCUAAAGGAAAGAAAUCCCGAAAGAAGAACUUCGCAUCAGAGCUGGUUGAUACUAGUAAAAAGGCUGUCAAGAAAUUUAGACACGGGCCUUCUUAUCAGGAGCGACUGGAUGCUGGACUGAUCAAAAAGAACAAAGGCCCUGCAAAGAAGUUCAAGUCCAAGAGCAGAUAUAGGAGGAAAUAGACUCCAUAAGCACUGUUUUAUUAAAUUUUUCGAGACAAUGGU